AUGACGACCGAUGUUGCGAAAGUAGCCUUUGCCAGGUCGAACUCCAUGCGAUCUUUGCCGGGCGCAUCGGCCGCAGAGGAAGCCGAGGAUCCGGCUAGAAGCUUCAUGCUGCAGACGGCCCGCAAGAGCUUGGAUGAUGUCCUCGCGGGAGCAGGCAGCAGCAAGGACGAGAAGCCCAAGGAGAAGAAGGGAAAGAAAAAGGAUGGAAAGAAGGAUAAGAAGAAAAGCUCUAAGUCAAAGAAGAAAAAGUCGAGCAGCUCCAGCAAGACCAGCUCGGAUGAUGAGUCCGUCUCGGUGGCUUCGUGCGAUGUGGAUGAUGCAGCAUCCUUACUUGGGCUUUCCAAAAAGGAGCUGGUGAGGCCGGUUGAGUGCAUGCGGCUGGACGACUUGAACACGAAGCAGAUGGCAAUGGUUCUUUCCGGUGUCACGGAACUGCUGCCGGCGAGCGACAUCUAUGAGACCGGGGGUCAAGACUGCGAGUACUGUGUGGAAGCGGAGGAUGAGCGAACUUUUUGUGGCCGGGCCCCGCCCAACAUUCCGCUCGGCAACGCGAAGACGCUCUCCGAAAGUGCCGCCUUCCUGAGAAAUCUCUACAAGAAGCAUUGCAGGAAGACUGGAAAGGAGAAUGUGGAAGCAAAUCUACAGAGUGUCCUGAAGAAGCUUCGCGAGGCCUCGACGAAGGACUUGAACAACCAGCUCAAAGGAGAGGCGAAGAAGCCGGCAGAGACGGCGAGUGGGGAAGCCAGCCAAGCCGAGCCCGAGCCCGAGGGUGAGGAAGCCGUGAAAAAGGAGGAGGAUGACGACGACGAGGAUGUGUUUGCCGGCAAGUUCGGCCAAGGCACAAAGACCCGCGGCGAGGAUGCCAUCGAAAAGGUCGGCACGAGUGCCAAAAGCCUCCUGGAGCAGUUCGACUCAGGGCUCACUUCCCUGUUCCCGAAAGACUUGAGUGAUAUGACAAAUUGGAUCCGGAUGCUGGCUAAAGAAUGCUUGCUCAAUCUUGAUGACCUCAAGGCGGCCUUGAGGAUGCCCGGCACACUGUCGCAGAAUCUGAAUGUGGGCAAGUGCUACUACAACAAGAUGUCGAUGAAAGCCAAAUCUGUGUUGGAUGCUUGGUGCCAAUCCAUUGUGUCUGGCGAAGCCUUCGUGACUCCCAGCCGCCGGCCAGCCAUCACGAAUUCCAAGCACACCUAUGCAGCCUUUGCCCGGCCGAUUGGCACCUGCUCCUGGUCCUGGUGGAUCGCAGCCGAUCCACUGGAGAGCCUCGCCUUGGAAUUCAAUGCCGGGACGAGCAACGGCUCAAUGGCCGCGAUACACUGGCUACGGGAGAGGCUCAAGCAGCUCUCCGAGUGUGAAGAUCCUUCUGUGCGGGAGGAAUUGCAGUCGAAACUGCAGCAUAAGAUUAUCAUUGUGGAUGUGCAUCUUCAAGAAGGAAAACCCAUCGGCGAACUCGAUGUCGACAAGGACGCCAUUUGCAAGCAGCGAACAGAAGCUGCACAGCAGCUGGUGCCAUUGCGGCCGAGACUCUUUGAUCAGCUCCAACGACGACGGAGCGAAGAACAGAUUAUUCAGGAUGAUGCAAGCUCGGAGACGCCGAGCCCCGGGUGCGACUACACCCCCACGGAGAUUGAGUACCUUAGAUUGGACAGGCCCCUGCGAGGGGUCCUCCAAGUGCACAAGGUUUCAGCGGAAAACCAGUUGCAGGGCUACAGAUAUCUCCUCAGGGCGGAGGAGCUGUGGGCUAUGACCAAGCGAUCGCAACAUUUCACGAACUGGCAAGACGGGCUCGGCCUCGACAUUGCCGAGGCUUGGCAUGUGGACCUGGCCGUUCACAUAAUCAGGAAAGCUUCCUACAAGGGCUCUGGGGGAAGGGUCGACGCCGGCAGACUGAAGCUGCCUUUCGACGGGGUCUCCUACGUGCUGCAAUCGCGAGGAUGCAAACCUGUGAUUCAGCGAUCCGCUCUGCAAUGCCUCACAGCUUUGAUUUCCGCUUGCAUCACCGAGCCGCUGAGCAUCUCUCUUCUUCCGGGCAACCAGCGGCUGCCUGAAGAUAUCCCGGGGAUGUGUGAGUUUGGAAAGCUGGCGAAACUUCCUGGUGGCAAAGUUGCAAACUCCUGGCGAAGGAAGAGCAACGUGUUGAUACAGGCUGACGGCAUCCCUCUGGCAACUGCCACCUGGUUUAUUCUUCGGCUACAUCAUCAGGAGGUGCUUCAGGCCCUCGGCAACAUGGGGAUCAAGUCUGUGGCAAUACUAUGUGAUGCCUCACCAAAGGCUAAGAUGGUUUGGCUUCCAGUCCUGGCUAUCCCCGGUUUGGUCUCGGUGGGGACUUUGCAGCGGCUCUCCACGCUCCUUCCUUCAAAUGCCACAGCCGAAGAAAAGCUACAAGUGGCUGCAAUGGUUGCAGACUCCCGAAGCAGCACCCUCCUUUCCGAUUCCAAGAAGGCUGAACUGAAAAAGAAGUUGCCGAAGGCUUUGAACAGCAUCCGAUCGGAACGGUUGAGCAGCCGGCAAGAACUGAAAGCCCUCGGGAAUGUGCUCUCACACGUCAACAUCAGUUUGGACGACCUCUUCCCGACGCACCCGCUGGCCCCUGCGAAAGAGACGGAAACCCGCGAGCUUUACAAGCCGAAAUCCGCCGCUAUGCCCUUUCUGUUCGACCGCGAGACCGGGGCGAGCCGAUGGGACGUCCCCUUGCACACCGACCACCUGCGAUUAGUGGUAUGUCCCGACCAAGGAGGACCGAUGUUUUGCUGCUACCAGUACCUGGCUCACCUCGGGAAGGGUGACCUCCUGUUCUCCCGCAGUGAAGCGAGCUUCAGCUGCAACAUUACACAGGCCACACCCGACGAUGUGCUCAUGGAAAUGUUCCAGCGGGACAUACUCAAAGAGAACAAUAUGGAGGAGACCCCGGACCGCCAGCUGAACUUCACGAGGGUGAUGGAUAUCCUGGGCAAAACAUGCAAGUUUAACGCCGAGACAUUUUCGUGGUUCGAGAUGGUGCUCCUGGGCUCACACCUCGAAAAGAUUUCAAAUGAGUGCGACCCUGUCGGCAAGAAUCCCUUCAAGAUCUUGGAGACUGAAGCCUCCGCCCCGCAGAACCAAAAAAACUACGACAAAGUCGUCGAUCUGUGUGUGAAGGCGCUCACGAAUGAGGAGAGCUUCGGGAUCUUCCGUGUGGCCCGCAAUGUGCUGGAGCCCUUCCGGGAGCUGUGUUUGGAACUUGUCCUGAGACUGAAGUUUCGAAGAUCCGCCACCUACGAAAGUAUUUUGAAAGAGGGUCUAGGGCUCUACCUCGCGACUGUGCACGAGCUGAUGCAGUACAGCUUGUAUUUACGAAGCAGCCCGCACUGUGCAGCGGCUCUCGUAUCUACGAAAGAAGCAGACGAUGGCGAGACAAAGCAAAGCAUUCUGAAAAGGAUGGAAGCAGAAUGGCAGGUUGUGCUGAAGAUGGAAUCAAAGCAGGCAUCGGCCGAGGUUUUGUCAACGAGCUGCUACCACACGAGAUACCAGCAUUACCGGGAAACCAUGGGUUGCUUGGAAAUGCAGAACUACAAGAUGACAACCGAAAGCAAGGAAAUGGUAUCUGCCUGGAACCCGGCUUUCUGCCAAAGCGCCUCCCUCGAGAGCAUGUUCGGAGAGAUGACUCAUGCAGUCAAGCAAGCUGGGAGAGCUGAUUGUGGAUCCCUCCCCAAUUUGCACGCUGUCUCAGUUCGCAGCUUGUUUCGACGAGUAUGCAAGAAGGAGGGCAGCCCGAGUGCUUUGGAGCUUUCGAAGGACGACUGGGUUGGUCCUCAAGCUGCAGGGAUCAAGCCAAAGGUGUUCUCGCCAACUUCGGCCCCGACUUGCAAGAAUGUGCCGCCAGAUGGAAUUCUGAAGAACUUCCCCAGCACCUCUGCCUUUUGCCACAACCAGCUUAGCUUGAACACGAUGCAGGGUUUCAUCAACGCCCAGAGCCGCACGGUUGCACGCAGUCACGGGCAGGGGAAGGAGCCCGCUCACGAGUCCUCCGGGUUUUGGGUUCAAGGAUGUUUCGCUCCGGGAAUGUUGUUCAAGCUCCAGAACAAGUUCUACGUUUGCACCGGCAAGACGCCGGCAGUCCUGUAUGCUGUGCGAUUGAAGGAGCUCCCGUACAAGUUUGCCGGCCCUUUGCCGGAGCAGCAAAGCGUGGCCUUGUACGGCUACAGCUUGCACGUGUGCGAGCAGGCCUUAGAGGACAAGUGCGGCUCAAGCCUCCUGUUUCGGAGGGGGUUCCAGGAGUUCAAUUUGUUGUGCUACCUGGUGCAAAGCCAAGAGAUCCUGAAGACCUCGAGUGCAUCGCUGAGCGAGCUUUUGCAGAAGUGCGAUGUGCAGAUGCCGAAGACUACAACGAAAAAUCAGAAGAUCAGAAGAUUGCUGUCGCUGGAUGCAGUCAAGACAGCAUGUGGCGAGCCAAAGAUCCUCAAGCUUCUCGCGAAGCUGGACGAGCAGGAUGAGAAGAGAAAGAGGAAUCAAAGCAAAAAAGAAGAGGAAGGCGACAUCGAGUGGGAAGAGCUCAACGAAGAUCCGGCUACUGCGGCCUGCAAAGAGCUUUUGGCAAGACUCGAUGAAGAAGACGAGCAGGAGGAUGCGGGGGCGAAGAACGAGGAUGCCGAGAGCAAGGGCAUCCCGGAAGAUGCCAAUCGGGCUUCGCGAGCCUUUCUUUCUUCUUCGACUGCUUCGCUGCCAGAUGAGCUUCUGGCAGAAAUGCCACUACCCGAUGGAUGUGCCAUGCAUCAAACUGUUCAUGUGGAUGCGACUUUGCCUCACUUUCAAGGAAGGCUCUUGCACAGUCAAUGCUUCGAGGGCAAAUCAUCGCAUGCAGCUUCUUUCAACCCGGCUAUCAAUCCGACCACACUGGAUAAGCGCAAAUCCACACUGAAGAGCAUCCCGGCGAACCAAAGAUCGCGAGCACAAGCUUACUACAUAGUUUGGUCGUGGCUCUCUCGGGCUACCGCUGGUGGCCGAGCUGCCAAACGGCAGAAAAAGAAGUAG
Symbiodinium sp. CCMP2592 is the source of this 5007-nucleotide messenger RNA. NCBI's taxonomy places the organism in Eukaryota, Dinophyceae, Suessiales, Symbiodiniaceae. The record is from the annotation of a GenBank genome assembly.